Messenger RNA from Caenorhabditis remanei, 459 nucleotides. RefSeq lists its product as uncharacterized. The record is from RefSeq and is a predicted model, not a curated record. The transcript is spliced from 3 exons. NCBI's taxonomy places the organism in Eukaryota, Metazoa, Nematoda, Chromadorea, Rhabditida, Rhabditidae. The coding region runs from base 1 to 459 and encodes 152 amino acids.
AUGUCGAAAAGCGUGGCUGAAUUCGCGGAAAUUCAAGAGAAAGCUUAUGAAGAGGAGAGAAAUGCGAAAGAAGCGGAAAUUCAGAAUCUGAAAGAACAGAUUAUGGGAAAAAUCGAUGUGGACACUGCGAAUAUUUUCAGAAAAGCGAAUGAAGAUCUGAAAAUUAGUCAAGAAAUGGUGAAAGAAAUGGAGAAGAAGUUGGAUGCGAAGGAGAGAGAAAUGAGUGAUUUGAAGGAAGAAUACAAAAGAAAUUUAGAGGAGAAAGAGGACGAUAUCAGACGUCUAAGAGAUGAUCUUCGCUACUCAGAGAAUGAUGCUGGAGAAUUAUACGAUCAAAUGGAGCGUCUGGAACGAACCGAAGAGAGACAGCGCGAGAAAAUUUAUAAGCUGGAAGAGAAGCUGGCGGAGUACGCGGAGAGUGAUGAAUCAGAUGAAUCAGAUGAAUCUGAUGAAGAUUGA